AUGACACCCACAGUUGAAAAUUCGCUUAUCACUUUAGCUGCGGCUGGAGAUGUUGACCAGAUGUGCACCCUAUUUACGACCAUCCAAGAGCCACCAUCAGAAGACACUAUUCAGCACCUUUUAACGGCAGCUGCGAAAGGCUCUCACCUCAACAUUAUUACUUUCCUAUUGGAACAGUAUCCUUCUAGUUCUCUAGAAGAGGAGGUCAUCAGAGCUGCGGUCUACACAGGUUCUAUCCCUAUCUUCAAGGCCUUACUCGCCCAAGAUCCCCGAGUGAUCAAUAUGCAAUUCGAUAAGCGUGGCACGCCUCUUAUCGUGGCAUGCACUAGUCGCCAGACGUUUGAGUACCUGAAAUUCCUACUCGAGGCUGGUGCCGACCCCAACCAGGACCCAGAAUGUGCCACCUUUCCGCUUGCGAUAGUAUCGGCGUUCUAUAACGACCCAGCCGUGAUCGAUCUGCUCCUACAAUACGGUGCUCAUUUGGAGGACUCGGGUGCACUGACUACCGCCGCCCGGUUCGGUAACGAGCCUAUGCUCCGCCGUCUCCUGGAUCAUGGUGCCCAUCUUGACUCGAUUCACGCAUCGCCCCUCCACGCCGCCAUCAGGGCUAGCCAUGGCGUUGUCAAAUCUGGCCACGUUAACGUGGUCAAAAUCUUACUACAGCACGGUGCCGACCCCAAUGUCGCUGAUAGCAGCGGCGCCACCGCGGUCGAGUUUGCCAGUCAGUUGAGGUCACAGGGGAAGGAUAUAUUAAACAUGAUGGAUAUUCUGACGGGACAUCAGAGCGCUGUCAAUACGUGA
This is a messenger RNA of Fusarium sp. VM40, 801 nucleotides long. The record is from the annotation of a GenBank genome assembly. Lineage: Eukaryota; Fungi; Ascomycota; Sordariomycetes; Hypocreales; Nectriaceae.